Molecule: messenger RNA, 4668 nt
Organism: Clupea harengus (Atlantic herring)
Lineage: Eukaryota; Metazoa; Chordata; Actinopteri; Clupeiformes; Clupeidae
Gene: grin2bb
Product: glutamate receptor, ionotropic, N-methyl D-aspartate 2B, genome duplicate b
Exons: 15
Coding region: 99-4556 (1485 amino acids)
Biological process (GO): monoatomic ion transport
Cellular component (GO): membrane
Molecular function (GO): signaling receptor activity; ligand-gated monoatomic ion channel activity
Source: RefSeq, a predicted model, not a curated record
UUGGCUCCCACUACUCUCCGGGGGCGGGGACAGUUGGGGGCGGCGGUGGUGGUGGCGGCGGUGGCGGCGGGGGUGCGGUUGUGCCCUUCGGGCCCGUGAUGCCCAAACAGGCGCAGGGCCUGAGCAUCGCGGUGAUCGUGGUGGGCAACUCUAGCGAGAUGACCCUCGGCGGCGACGGCAUGGACAAACAGGACUUCCUGCUGCUGCCCGUGCCGCCCAAGGUGGACCUGGUCACCAUGAACGAGACGGACCCCAAGAGCAUCAUCAACCGGAUCUGCACGCUCAUGAUGCGCAACUGGCUGCAGGGCGUGGUGUUCGGCGACGACACCGACCAGGAGGCCAUCGCCCAGAUCCUGGACUUCAUCUCGGCCCAGACGCACAUCCCCAUCCUGGGCAUCCGAGGAGGCUCCUCCAUGGUCAUGGCCGCCAAGGAUGAAGACUCCAUGUUCUUCCAGUUCGGGCCGUCUAUCGAGCAGCAGGCCUCUGUGAUGCUCAACAUCAUGGAGGAGUACGACUGGUACAUCUUCUCCAUCGUCACCACCUACUACCCCGGGUACCAGGACUUCGUCAACAGGAUUCGCAGCACCAUAGAUAACAGCUUUGUGGGCUGGGAGCUGGAGGAGGUGCUGCUGCUGGACAUGUCGGUGGACGACGGCGACUCCAAGAUCCAGGACAAGCUGAAAAAGCUGCAGAGUCCCGUCAUCCUGCUCUACUGCACCAAGGAGGAGGCCACCACCAUCUUUGAGGUGGCGCAUUCCGUAGGGCUCACCGGCUAUGGGUACACCUGGAUCGUACCAUCACUGGUGGCGGGGGACACCAACAACGUGCCUGCCUUGUUCCCAACAGGUAUGAUAACAGUGUCUUAUGAUGAGUGGGACUACGGGCUGGAGGCGCGGGUGCGUGACGGGGUGGCCAUCAUCGCCAAGGCAACCUCGCGCAUGAUGCUGGACCGCGGCUCAACCACACUGCUCAAGUCCAGCUGCCAGGACAUGUCCAACAAGAAGGGUGCCAAGACAGGCCACUCCAACGACAUCAAGAAGUAUCUGAUGAAUGUGACUUUCGAGGGAAGGAACCUGUCGUUCAGUGAGGACGGCUACCAGAUGCACCCGAAGCUGGUCAUCAUCCUGCUGGACAAGGAGAGGCAGUGGGACAAGGUGGGUAAGUGGGAGAACGGCUCCCUGACCAUGAAGUACCACGUGUGGCCGCGCUUCGAGCUCUACUCGGGCACGGAGGAACGUGAAGACGACCACCUGAGCAUCGUCACGCUGGAGGAGGCGCCCUUCGUCAUCGUGGAGGACGUCGACCCGCUCAGCGGCACCUGCAUGCGCAACACCGUGCCCUGCCGCAAGCAGCUCAAGUACAACAACACGACGAUUGCCUCGGGGAUCUACAUCAAACGCUGCUGUAAGGGCUUCUGCAUUGACAUCCUCAAGAAGAUCGCCAAGGGCGUGAAGUUCACCUACGACCUGUACCUGGUGACCAACGGCAAGCACGGCAAGAAGAUCAAUGGCACCUGGAACGGCUUGGUGGGAGAGGUGGUAGAUAAGAAUGCUCACAUGGCAGUGGGCUCACUCACCAUAAACGAGGAGAGGUCGGAGGUCAUUGACUUCUCUGUGCCCUUCAUCGAGACGGGCAUCAGCGUCAUGGUCUCGAGGAGCAACGGCACUGUCUCGCCCUCCGCCUUCCUCGAGCCCUUCAGUGCGGAUGUGUGGGUGAUGAUGUUUGUCAUGCUGCUGAUCGUGUCGGCGGUGGCCGUUUUUAUAUUUGAGUACUUCAGUCCGGUGGGCUACAACCGCUGCCUCGCAGACGGACGAGAGCCCGGCGGUCCCUCCUUCACCAUCGGCAAGGCCAUCUGGCUGCUGUGGGGCCUGGUCUUCAACAACUCCGUGCCGGUGCAGAACCCCAAGGGCACCACCAGCAAGAUCAUGGUGUCGGUGUGGGCCUUCUUCGCCGUCAUCUUCCUGGCCAGCUACACUGCCAACCUGGCCGCCUUCAUGAUCCAGGAGGAGUACGUAGACCAGGUCACCGGCCUCAGCGACAAGAAGUUCCAACGGCCGAACGACUUCUCUCCCCCCUUCCGCUUCGGUACGGUGCCCAACGGCAGCACAGAGAGAAACAUCCGGAACAACUACAAGGAAAUGCACAGCUACAUGACCAGCUUCCACCAGAAGAACGUGGACGAGGCCCUGCACAGCCUGAAGACAGGGAAGCUGGACGCGUUCAUCUACGACGCGGCGGUGCUGAACUACAUGGCGGGGCGAGACGAAGGCUGCAAGCUGGUGACCAUCGGCUCCGGCUACAUCUUCGCCACCACGGGGUACGGCAUCGCCAUCCAGAAGGACUCCAUGUGGAAGAGGCAGGUGGACCUGGCCAUCCUCGCCCUCUUCGGAGACGGUGAGAUGGAGGAGCUGGAGUCGCUGUGGCUGACGGGCAUCUGCCACCACGAGAAGAACGAGGUGAUGAGCAGCCAGCUGGACGUGGACAACAUGGCGGGUGUCUUCUACAUGCUGGCGGCGGCCAUGGUGCUCUCGCUGCUCACCUUCAUCGCCGAGCACCUCUUCUACUGGCAGCUGCGCUUCUGCUUCAUGGGCACCUGCACGGGCCAGCCCGGCCUCACCUUCUCCAUCAGCAGGGGCAUCUACAGCUGCAUCCACGGCGUGCAGAUCGAGGAGGAGAAGAGCUCGGCGCUGCACUCCCCCUCGGCCACCAUGAACGCCAGCAUGAGCAACACGCACUCCAACAUCCUCCGCCUGCUGCGCACCGCCAAGAGCAUGACCUCCGUGCCCGGGGUCAACGGCUCGCCGCACCGCGCCCUCGACUACCCGCCGCACCGCGAGUCCUCCAUCUACGACAUCGCCGAGCACCGGCGAAGCCUGGGCCCGGCAGCGGCGGCGGGACACCCCGACUGCAAGCCGCCCCCGCCGUACCUGCCCGAGGACGCCAUGUUUGCCGACAUGGAUCGGACUUUUGGGAACCUCCACCUGAAGGACAGCAACCUGUACCAGGACCACUACCUGCAGCACCACCACCUCCACCACCACGGUCACCAACAGGGGGCGCUGCAGCAGCAGGGCCCGACCGGGGGACCGGGCCCCGGUCUGCCUCUGGGUAUGUCGGCUCCCCUGGGCCUUGCGAGGCCGCAUAGCUUAGGCAGCACCACCUCGCUGGAUGGGGGGGGCAUGUUCGAUAGCGACAGUCUCGGGGGAGGGGUGGCGCCGAUCUUCACCACCCAGCCACGCCAGUCCAUGACACAGCGGGGGGGCAGUAAGUUUGACCUGAUCGCUGGGCAUCAGACACACCAGAGCUCGGGGUUCAAAGGAGCCGCUCCCGACCUGUAUGGUCGCUUCUCCUUCAAGGGUGGCGCCGGAAGCUCAGGGUUCCUGGCUGGACAUGAUCGCUACUGCAGUGGAGGAGGGGGAGGGGGGGCCGGGUCAGGCGGGGACGAUGGCAACGUUCGCUCUGACGCGUCGGACAUCUCCACACACACGGUCACCUACGGCAACCUGGAGGGCAACGCCAAACGGCGCAAGCAGCAGUACCACGACAGCCUUCGGCGCCGGCCCGCCUCGGCCAAGCUGCGGCGCGAGCAGGACGACUCAGACUUUGGGUUCCGGCGGCGGCAGCACCACCACACCAUCCACCACCACCACCACCAUCACCAUGGCGGCCGUCGCUCCGCCUCGCCACCCCUGGAGCGCAGUGCCAGCGCCAAGGGCAACCACUCGUCCUCGUCCUACCUGUUACGCGACAAGGACAACCUCCGGGACUUCUACAUGGACCAGUUCCGCGCCAAGGAAGGCAUGUCGCCGUGGGAACACGUGGAUCUGACCGAUGCUCCCGGGCUAGGUGGCGGGGGAGAGAGAGGAGGAGGAGGGGCUAACACCAACCUUGGGCCCGUGGAGGAUUUCCUGAAAGGUAAAGGCAAGAAGACGGAGGGGGGCGGCAUCGGCGGAGGGAAGGUUGGUGGAGGAGGAGGAGGAGGAGGAGGUGGCGGAUCUUCGCCAGGCCCUCCGGGGCCUCAUGCAUGCUGGGAUAAGAGCCUAGGGGUGGGCGGCUUGGCGGGCGGAGACUGGGAGUGUCGCAACGUCCACGCUGGCGGUGGUGGAGGAGUCAGCGGUGGCAAGGCAAUGGUACUGCAUGGGGGCAUGGCAGUGGGUGGGUACCAAGGCAUGGGGGCUGUGGUCGGGGGAGGGGGAGGAGAGAGAGAAAGAGAAAGAGGUGGCGGCAGCGGUGGGGGGGGAGCCGACCGAGCUCGGCCUCCUGCAAGCGCUGUGAUUCCUGCAACAAGCAGCCCGGCAACCUGUACAACAUCAGCGAGGACUACAACCAAUCACGUCACGCCAACAAGGCCGGGGCGGGAGGGAAGGCCAGCGGUGGCGGUGCUGCCCAGCGCCGCAAAACUGGGCCGGGCGGGCGGGUCUUGCGCCGCCAACACUCCUACGACACCGUUGUGGAGUUGCAGAAGGAAGGGGCGGGUCGCGGGGGUGGAGCUGGGGGCAGGUACGGAGGGGGUGGGGGAGGAGGGGCCUCCAUGCUCCCGCCCCCCAGAAGUGUAAGCCUGAAAGACAAAGAGCGCUUCCUGGAAGGUCCUAGCCCCUACACGCAGAUGUUUGAGCGCUACGCGGGGUCCGAGCGCGACCGUGACAGGGAAAGUGGAGCCUUCAUGGG